GGCAUCGCGAGACUUCCUCCAUCGCGAUGGCGUCAAUGAAGAAUGUGAAGAUCUCGCGAUAGUAGUUGGUGGUGUGGGCCCCUCGAAGAAGGUGUGCUUCAUGGCGGUUACGGAGACUGCGGGAAGUGAAGCACUGACGAUGGAGAAUGGACAAGGCACAGGCUCGAAGCUUGGCCUGCCGCCUCUCACCCCGGAGCAGCAGGAGGCGCUGCAGAGGGCAAAGAAGUAUGCCAUGGAACAGAGCAUUAAGAGUGUGUUGGUGAAGCAGACCAUUGCCCAUCAGCAGCAACAACUUACAAACCUGCAGGUGGCGGCUCAGCGGCAGCGCGCUCUAGCCAUCAUGUGUCGGGUGUAUGUGGGCUCCAUAUACUACGAACUUGGUGAGGACACCAUUAGACAGGCCUUUGCCCCCUUUGGCCCCAUCAAGAGUAUUGACAUGUCUUGGGAUUCUGUGACAAUGAAGCACAAGGGCUUCGCCUUCGUGGAGUACGAUGUGCCAGAGGCUGCACAGCUGGCACUGGAGCAGAUGAACUCAGUCAUGCUUGGUGGGCGAAAUAUCAAGGUGGGGCGGCCAAGUAACAUCGGUCAGGCGCAACCCAUCAUUGACCAGCUGGCAGAGGAGGCGCGCGCCUUUAACCGAAUCUACGUGGCAUCCGUCCACCCUGACCUGUCAGAUGAUGACAUCAAGAGUGUGUUUGAGGCCUUCGGAAGGAUCAAGUCCUGUACAUUAGCCAGGGACCCCACCACAGGACGACACAGGAGCUUUGGCUUCAUUGAGUAUGAGAAGCCACAGUCGGCCCUGGACGCUGUGUCUUCUAUGAACCUCUUUGACCUGGGGGGUCAGUAUCUUCGGGUGGGCAAGGCUGUGACCCCACCCAUGCCACUGCUGACCCCCACAACUCCUGGUGGUCUGCCGCCUGCAGCGGCUGUAGCCGCAGCGGCAGCUACCGCUAAGAUAACGGCCCAGGCAAGUAUGAAUCCCUUCCAAAGGGAUUUAAUGGCCUUCCAGGAGGCUGUAGCCGGGGCAUCAGUUCUGGGGGCGUUAGCUGCGCCCCAGCUUCUAAGUCAGCAGAUGGGGAUACCUCAGGCUGUCAUGGCUGCCCAGGCGCCAGGGGUCAUCACAGGUGUGACCCCAGUGCGGCCUCCAAUGCCAGUGCUUCCCCAGGUGGGCCUUGUAAAUCCUGUGCUAGCAUCACCACCAGUCCUGUCUAAUCAAGCCAUGGCUGGUGGCCAAAACCAACAAGAGAAGAAAGAAGAGAAGGAAGAGAUGUUGCAGGACGGAACGGGGCAGGAGAUGCUGAGUGACCAAGAGCACAUGAGCAUCUCGGGCAGCAGUGCCAGACACAUGGUCAUGCAGAAACUGCUGAGGAAAUCAGAGUCCACGGUUAUGGUGCUCCGGAACAUGGUGGGACCAGAGGACAUCGACGACGACCUGGAGGGCGAGGUGACAGAAGAGUGCGGCAAGUUUGGUGCCGUCAACAGAGUCAUCAUAUACCAGGAAAAGCAAGGCGAGGAGGAGGAUGCAGAUAUCAUCGUCAAGAUCUUUGUAGAGUUUUCCUUGGCCUCGGAGAUGAACAAAGCUAUCCAGGCCCUCAACGACCGCUGGUUCGGAGGGCGCAAAGUUGUCGCAGAGGUGUACGACCAAGACCGCUUCAACAGCAGUGAUCUGUCCGCAUAAACUGUCUGAAAUGGUUAAACCAGCACCCAUCCCAUCCCUGUUGCCCACACUCAUUUCAGCCACAGCCACUGCAGCUAGAGAUGCGGGCCUCUUAAACUUGUAAUUAUAUUUUUAUUUUCUUUUGUUGUUUUUUUAAACUGAUGUUGAUAUUAUUAUUGUCAAAGGCCCCGUUGGGGAACCGGUUAAACCAUAUUUCCGCCUCAGAUUUUGCUUUGUGAUCUGUGAAGACUCCUUUUUUUUUGUGUAUGUUUUAAACUUUUGUAAUCAGGUAUCGUAAAACAUUAGUUUUUUCCCACAUUUGCUGAUGUUUUUUUUUCUUCCUCCUGAAAUUGUCAGCUUAUGUAAACACUUUUCUUUCUACGAUUAAAGAGUGGUUUGUCCACAAAAUGUGUGAUGCAAAUUUCUUCUGGACUGUUGUGAGAGACAUUUGGAGAAUGAAGGAUCCAGUGAAAGAUGCUCAGUCAUGUAUUUCUUACCGCGUUUCAGGGUUCUGGUUUUAGAGCAUAGGGAAGGUAUUGGUAUUUGAUUAUUCAGCAAAAACUUAUCAAUAAAGAAUGCCUUUGUUCACCA
Myripristis murdjan (pinecone soldierfish) is the source of this 2248-nucleotide messenger RNA. RefSeq names its product poly-U binding splicing factor b (gene puf60b). Gene Ontology annotation, cellular component: catalytic step 2 spliceosome; precatalytic spliceosome. Gene Ontology annotation, biological process: regulation of alternative mRNA splicing, via spliceosome; mRNA splice site recognition; alternative mRNA splicing, via spliceosome. The record is from RefSeq and is a predicted model, not a curated record. NCBI's taxonomy places the organism in Eukaryota, Metazoa, Chordata, Actinopteri, Holocentriformes, Holocentridae. The transcript has 10 exons. Gene Ontology annotation, molecular function: RNA binding. The coding region runs from base 101 to 1678 and encodes 525 amino acids.